Molecule: messenger RNA, 2952 nt
Organism: Acipenser ruthenus (sterlet)
Lineage: Eukaryota; Metazoa; Chordata; Actinopteri; Acipenseriformes; Acipenseridae
Product: protein transport protein Sec24C-like
Biological process (GO): intracellular protein transport; COPII-coated vesicle cargo loading; endoplasmic reticulum to Golgi vesicle-mediated transport
Cellular component (GO): endoplasmic reticulum exit site; COPII vesicle coat
Molecular function (GO): zinc ion binding; SNARE binding
Source: RefSeq, a predicted model, not a curated record
CUGGGAGGGGCGGAGCCGUGUUCUUUAUUAUAGGGCAGAGAGGCUCGUGAUUGUAAAAGAAAAUAUAUAUACGAAUUCAUCCGGGGAUUUAAAAAGAAAAUAAUCGAGCAGUUUGGGGAGGCAAAAAGCAAAUCUGUACUUUAUUAAAGAGGAAACAGGAUUCGAUUCUGCAGCACUAGAAAAACAGCGUGUUCUAAAACAAGCGACCGGGAUGGGAAAGCAACGCGAUCAUCUCCCCGGGACAAUAGCGCUACGAUCCGGGGACAAACCACGCAGGGAGAUCAAGCAGUUCUGAAGGAUCCCUUGCUGUUCAGCCUUCUCCAAUGUCGCACUGGGAAAGCCAGACCUCUGCAUACUGGUCCUGCGCUCCCAGUUCAGAGGGAUUGGGAACGGGGGGGCUGGCUCGCUCGAUGGCGGGGCUGCAUGCCAGCUCUUCGGACCCCCCCUCUGCUCUGACGCCCCCGCUCCCAGCGGGCAGCGUGGCUGAUGCUGGUCGCAGGGAAUAUCAAGAAUGGACUGACCCUUCCUUCUCCGGCCCAGCCCAGUUGCCGUGGAGACCGAGCGCUGUGCCGCCCCCCUCCCUGCCCCGCGGGGCACCCCGAUUCCUGGGCUGCAGAUCCCCACAGCUCCCUUCAGGGGCUUCCCUGCACCGGCGCGGACUCACCACCGGGGGGCAGCAGCGAUCAGGACCAGGCAUCUCCUAAACCAAACUCAGGGACAGAAUCGAAGUAUGGAUUGGAUCCGGAUUUGAUUCCCAAUGUGGUGCAGGUUUUGCAUGAUGAUGAGGUGCUGUGGGGGGCGCAGUUCUUUGUCACAGACACUAGGGGGCAGCUUCCUCCUCUCUCCAGCACACACUGCACAGUGCAGGACCGGGGCAAUGCCAGCCCCCGAUUCCUGCGCUGCACCUCCUACUCCUUCCCCAGCUCCCCCCAGGCGGCUCUCCUCUCCCAGCUGCCCCUGGCUGCCAUCGUGCAGCCCUUCGCCAGGCUGGCUCGUGGGGAGCCCCCCCUGCCUGUCUCGGACCCUGGUUUGGGGGGUCCAGUACGCUGCAGCAGUUGUGGGGCACACAUGAACCCCUUUAUGGACUUCCAGGACUGCGGACAGAGGUUCUACUGCCCAUUCUGUGCCUCGCUGUCUGAGGUCCCCUGGCAGUAUUACACCCACACGGACCGCAGCGGGAGGAGAGUGGAUUGGCUGAGCCGUGCGGAGCUGAGCCGAGGCUCCUACGAGUUCCUGGAGCCACGCAGCCACGGAGCCACGCAGGAACCUCGCUGCAGUGCUGGACGCGAGUCUGCAAGGGUCCUUCACAGGGAGGACGGAGCGCCAGCCUUCAUCUUCCUCAUCGAUGUGUCUGUCCAAGCGGUCCAGCAGGGGGCAGUCUCCCUGGUGUGUGAGGAACUCCGGACACUGCUGGACAAACUGCCCAGGGAUUCCGGGAUGGACGAAUCGGAGCUGAGCGUGGGGGUCGUGACCUACGACAGGACGCUGCACCUGUACAGCCUAAGCCCCACCCUGUCCCGUCCUCACAUGCUGGUCGUCACGGAGACAGAAGAUCUGGAGCUCCCCCUAGUGGAGGGGCUGCUGGUGCCUGUCAAGGACUGCAGGGACAUCGUUGACAGUCUGCUGGCUCAGAUCCCGUCGCUCUUCGCUGACACCCGGGAGGCUGUGGUGAUAUUUGAACCCGCGCUGCAGGCUGGCAUGCAACUACUGAAGGAUGCUGGCUGUCCAGGGAAGCUGCUGGUUUUUCACACCACGCCCCCUGCUGGAGACAGUAGGCCUGGCAGCAGGACGGACUCUGGGAUCUUCGGCGCAGCCAAGGACAAGUCUGUCUUCCAGCCCUGUGGCUCCUGUGUCUCCGUGGCUGAGUCCUGUGUGGCUCACGGCUGCAGCGUGGACCUCUUCCUGUUCUCACAGGAACCUGUGGGUGUGGCCUCGCUGGGACACGCCUCCGACAUCAGCGGGGGCGGAGUCUACAUGUACAGCAGCUUGCAGGAGGAGGCGGACCGGGAGCAGUUCCGAAUGGAUCUGUGGAGGAAUUUCCAGAGAGAGAUCGGGUUUGAUGCGGUGAUGAAGAUCCACGUCAGUAAAGGUCUGACGGUGUCUGGCUGCUUCGGGCCCCUGAGCGUGGGGACAAGGGGCCCCAGUGAGCUGGCACUGGGAGCCAUCGACUCGGACAAGGCUUUCGCUGUGGAGUUCACUCACCAGGGCCAGCUUGACCCAGAGAGAGGGGUGGUGAUCCAGUGUGCCUUGUCCUACACCGCCCCUAGUGGCCAGAGAAGGACCCGCGUCCACACCCUGUCUCUGAACUGCUCCUGCCACCUGGUGGACACUUUCAGGAACAGCCAGGCAGAGACUCUGCUCGCCUUCUACUGCAAGAAGGUGUACUCGGCUGUGCUGCACUCCUCCCCUCUCUCUCUCCGGGACGCCCUGCUCUCUGAGCUCACUCGCACCCUGGCCAGCUACCGGCAGCACGGCUCCACCAGCGCCGUGUCAGCAGGGCAGCUGGUGCUGCCCCAGUUCCUGAAGGUCCUGCCCGUCUAUCUGAACUGCCUGAGGAAGAGUGAGGUCCUGCUGCCGGGUCCUCACAGCGCACUGAGUGACAGAGUCUACCAGCGCAGCCUGGCCAUCGCCAUGGACACCGCCGAGACCGCCGCCCACUUCUACCCCAGGCUUCUCCCCCUGCCCGUGUCUGGCCAGCCCUGGUCGGCAGUGCGAUGCUCUCAGCGCAGUCUGGCCCCUGACCGCGUGUUCCUGGCGGAGGACGGGCGGGGUCUCUUCCUGUGGGUGGGGGGCUGCGUGCCUCCCCAGCUGGUGCAGAGCCUCUUCAACGUGCCCUCCUCCCGAGACCUGCGCUGCGGAGCGUGCUCCCUGCCUGUCCUGGACACCCCCCUCUCCCGCAGUGUGAGGGGCACCAUCCAGACCCUCCAGGAACACAGAGCGCGACACAUGAAG